Messenger RNA from Manis pentadactyla (Chinese pangolin), 802 nucleotides. RefSeq names its product serine/arginine-rich splicing factor 12-like. The transcript has a single exon. Lineage: Eukaryota; Metazoa; Chordata; Mammalia; Pholidota; Manidae. The record is from RefSeq and is a predicted model, not a curated record. The coding region runs from base 314 to 802 and encodes 162 amino acids.
GGACGCUGAGGGAACGGAGGACGCCGCCGUGUCUCGCUGCACGAGGCCCCCCAACACCUCCCUGUUUGUCAGGAACGUCGCGGACGCCACCAGGCCUGAGGACUUAGGCCGUGCGUUCGGUCGACAUGGCCCUAGAGUAGACGUUUACCUUCCACUUGACUUCUGCACCCGCCGCCCAAGAGGAUUUGCUUAUGUUCAAUUUGAAGAUGUUCGUGGUGCUGAAGAUGCUCUUUAUAACCUCAAUAGAAAGUGGGUAUGUGGCCGUCAAACUGAAAUACAGUUUGCACAAGGUGAUCGCGAAACACCAGGCCAAAUGAAAUCAAAAGAACGUCACCCUUGUUCUCCAAAUGAUCAUAGGAGAUCAAGAAGCCCCAGCCACAGGAGAACUCCAAGUAGAAGUUCUUCAUGGGGAAGAAACAGGAGGCGGUCUGAUAGCCUUAAAGAGCCUCGACAUGGGCGAUUUUCUUCCAGCCAGUCCAAGUCUCGCUCCAAGUCACUCCCAGGGCAGUCCACCUCAGCAAGGCAGUCAAGAACCCCAAGAAGGAAUGGACCGUUAAGGUCCAAGUCCUUACAAAAAAUGUCCAAGUCAAUAGGAAAAUCACUAUCAAAUUCACCUCAAAAGCAGACUAGCUCAGGAACAAAAUCAAGAUCACACGGAAGACAUUCUGACUUCAUAGCAAGCUCCCCGCGUAAGUCUCCCAAAGGGUAUGCCAACUCUGAGACGAAAGCAGAGACAGCAAAACACUCUCAUUUUCGAUCAUAUUCCAGAUCUCAGAGUUACAGUCAUAAAAACAGUUGGUGA